Ostreococcus tauri is the source of this 117-nucleotide messenger RNA. The record is from the annotation of a RefSeq genome assembly. Lineage: Eukaryota; Viridiplantae; Chlorophyta; Mamiellophyceae; Mamiellales; Bathycoccaceae.
AUGUCAGUUAAAACAUAUCCAAUUUUUACAUUCCGUUGGCUUGCAGUUCACGCGUUAGCUGUUCCAACUGUGUUUUUCCUUGGGUCAAUCACAGCAAUGCAAUUCAUUCAGCGUUAA